UGGGGAGCAGCGACCCAGUGACUGGAGGGGUUCUCACCUGUGUUGUCAGUGAAUCCUGGUUGGCCUCCCAGGCAGUCAGAGCCGCUGAGCCAGCUGCUGACAGGAUUGCCCAGAAAUGGAGACACAGAAGAAGAACAACCAACAGAAGCCUUGUCUGCGUGUGUACCUGCUUAGGUGGAAAACAAGAAAAGGUGCAAAAAAACAAAAAGAAAAAGCGGAGCAAGCACCUCCCAGUCCACGAGAGCUGGCACAAUCUGAACGAGCGAACAAUCCAAAGGAUGAUGUGGACCUGGAAGUGCUGGUGAGUGAUAUGAACGCAUCUCUGGAGAGCCUUUACUCAGCUUGCAACAUGCAGUCCGAUACGGUGCCUCUCCUGCAGAAUGGGCAGCACGCCCGCAGCCAGCCACCAGCCUCGGCCUCAAAGCCUGCCCAGGCACAGGCGUCCCCGAGGCAGAAAGUGCAGCGCUCCCAGCCGGUGCACAUCCUCGCUGUCAGGCGCCUUCAGGAGGAAGACCAGCAGUUCAGAACCUCAUCUCUGCCGGCCAUACCAAAUCCAUUCCCUGAGCUCUGUGGCCCUGGGAGCCCCCCUGUGGUCACAGCAAGUUCCCUGCCUCCGCCGACCCAGGCGCCUACAAAGCAGGACGUUAAAGUCUUUAGUGAAGAUGGAACAAGCAAGGUGGUGGAGAUUCUGACAGAUAUGACGGCCAGGGACCUGUGCCAGCUGCUGGUUUACAAAAGUCACUGCGUGGAUGACAACAGCUGGACACUGGUGGAGCACCACCCCCACCUGGGAUUAGAAAGGUUCCUGGAAGACCAUGAGCUGGUGGUCCAGGUGGAAGGUACCAUGGGAAGUGAGAGUAAAUUCUUAUUCAGGAAGAAUUACGCGAAGUAUGAGUUUUUUAAGAAUCCAGUGAACUUCUUCCCAGAACAGAUGGUUACUUGGUGCCAGCAGUCCAACGGCAGUCAGACCCAGCUUUUGCAGAAUUUUCUGAAUGCCAGCAGCUGUCCUGAAAUUCAAGGGUUUUUGCAUGUGAAAGAGCUGGGAAGAAAAUCUUGGAAAAAGCUAUACGUGUGUUUGCGCAGAUCAGGCCUUUAUUGCUCUACAAAGGGAACUUCAAAGGAGCCCAGACACCUGCAGCUGCUGGCUGACCUGGAGGAAAGCAACAUCUUCUUCCUGAUCGCUGGGAAGAAGCAGUACAGCGCUCCCACGGACCAUGGGCUCUGCAUUAAGCCAAACAAAGUGAAAAAUGAAGCUAAAGAGCUGAGACUGCUCUGUGCCGAGGAUGAGCAAACCAGAAUCUGCUGGAUGACAGCGUUCAGACUCCUCAAGUAUGGAAUGCUCCUCUAUCAGAACUACCGCAUCCCUCAACAGAGAAAAGCCUUGCUGUCUCCCUUUGCUACACCAGUGCGCAGUGUCUCUGAGAACUCCCUCGUGGCAAUGGAUUUUUCUGGGCAAACAGGAAGAGUGAUAGAGAAUCCGGCUGAAGCCCAGAGCGCUGCCCUGGAAGAGGGCCAUGCCUGGCGGAAGAGAAGCAUGAGGAUGAAUAUCCUGGGAAGCCAAAGUCCCCUUCAUCCUUCUACCCUGAGUACAGUGAUUCACAGGACUCAGCAUUGGUUUCAUGGCAGAAUCACCAGAGAGGAAUCACACAGGAUCAUUAAGCAGCAAGGCCUCGUGGAUGGGCUUUUCCUCCUCCGUGACAGUCAGAGUAAUCCAAAGGCAUUUGUACUCACACUGUGUCACCACCAGAAGAUUAAAAACUUCCAGAUCUUACCUUUUGAGGAUGAAGGGCAGACCUUCUUCACUCUGGACGACGGGAACACCAAAUUCUCUGACCUGAUCCAGCUGGUCGACUUCUACCAGCUCAACAAAGGAGUGCUGCCUUGCAAAUUGAAGCACCACUGCAUCCGAGUGGCCUUAUGACCUCACACAUCCUCUCAGCGGAAGAAGGGAGGAAGUGCACACUGGAAGGAAGAAGAGGUCUAAACGAGGGAUGAGAACGUACAUCUUCCGCACCUUGGGACUGAGAGCAACAUGGGUUCGUUUUUUUGGUGCCAGCCAAUCAAGAUCGACUGGUUUGUUGGACUUUGUUAAGAUUUGCUGCUGCAGAUCCAGCCAGAUUGCCUCCUUCUGCAUUGGCCAAAUCAGGGAGGGUGUUGAGAGAUCCAUUACAAUUCUGAGAAUAAACUGGAAUGAUCAUCUUGGCUGGGCCACUUUAGGAACAAGAACCGAAGAGAAAUUGGAAAUGAACUCUUGCCCUGGAAUAAUCUUGACAAUUAAAACUGAUAUGUUUACUUUUUUUGUAUUGAUCACAUUUUUGCACUCCUUUGUUGUCAAUAUUGUAUUCAGCCUAUGGUAGGAGGGGAUGUGGCUUUUCAACUCAAAUGAGACAGAAAAAUUUUUGAAUUGAUGACUUCAGAUUGCAGAUUGGUCCCCAAAGAUAUCUAGAGAUUGCCACAGUGUGGAUUCGGCUCUCAAAUUUAAAAAACCACCCCCAGCCCUUCCCAGUAUACUUGAAAAGCUUUUUUUUUUUUUAAGAAAAACAAAAUUACUAAAAGGUGUCAACUGUGGUCAGCAUUUGGCAUGUUUCGUGGACUCAGUCGAGCUACCACAGUCUGUUAAUCAUUGCUCUCUGCGUAGAUGUCUGAUCCUUUUGUUAGUAGUGUGUCUAGUUCUCCACGGUGCAGGAGACUUUAUUACAUUGGAAACCCCACUAUUCCCCAACACAGCACAGCUGCAUGACUUCGCCUCUAGACUGAUGUAAGACUGCCUUCUUGGGACACACCUGGUACCCAUCCUUUGCUGGCGGUGGAUGCCAAAUAGUCCACCUGGGGUACCCUCAGUCUCACAUUUUUUGCAGCUGUUCUAGAAUGAUCACUGCCUUGAUCAUUCAGACCCUACAGUGGCUUGGGUCAUUUCAUGAUUGAUCUCUCUUGGGGAAUUAAAGGAUCUAAAAAGAACAUGACACCCUGGUGGCUUUUGUGCUGGGUCCUGUGGGUUUCCAUAGUGAUAAAGAMAAGGAACUGCUGCAGAGGGCUCAGGUGCAGGUUGGCAUUUGAAGGUCUUUGCUGGAUGAACCUCUGCAUCCUGCUGAAAACCCCCAUAAGCCAGCAGAUGUGGAGCGGCCAGAGGUGCCUCCUCUGAUGGCUUAAGGGCAGAUGUACCUCACARUGGUUGUGGACAAUGGGGAGUUUUAGCAACCGGACACUUGCUUCCCAUUCAAAAGAGAUGGUCAGAUUGUGGCUUGAGUUGUAACACAGUCCCCUGUAUUCCAUAGCAGACCCCUUGCGUGUCCCCUUUGCUGAUUGUCAGGUGUGAAGGUGGCUAUUUCUUGACGCUUGACCCCGCAACACCAACUAAACUCCCUUGACAAGCAUGCAGACUACUGUGGUGAGCAGAAAGCUUUCUUUUCUAAAACAAUGUCCAACAGGCUCCUUUGAAGCUGUGCUGGCCACUGGAUUGUUCCAGAUGCGACCCAUUGAUGUGUGCUCCCAGAGGAACCGCUUCUCUCUGCCCUUGUGUUGAUGUGUGUAGUUCAGGAAAGAUGUGUGUUGUGCUUCAGUGAGGCAGACCGGCUGGCUGCAAGUCGGUCCGCAGGAUAGAAACAUUGUAUUUUGGUUUAUUCCAUCCAUUUCCAUGAGAUGUCUGCCUUCACAAAUGAAGCAUUUCUUUAGUAGGAUAUGUUUUUUAACCAUAAAUGCUUUUUGUAUUUCUUUCUUUGGCAGCCAGUUAAUCAAAUAAUUGACAGUGAGGUAAUUUCUCAAGUUCUUGCCUAGCAUCAUGCUUUUACUGAUCUCCAUGUUAGAGACGGUUACUUCAGUUCUAUCGUUUUUGUACCUUGUUUCUCUUCACUGGUUUGCGGUAAAAACCUUAAGCAGCAAUUCUAAGAUUUCUUUUUUCUUUUUUUUACGCAGACCAGUCCCCAUUGUGUAUCAUCCCUCUCUUAUGCCUCUCCAUAGACAGCUAGGAUGUGCAGUAUUUCAUAUUUAUAAGUAUGCGUUUUAUUUAAAAGGAGAAAUAAAAGCUUGACUCUGAUUCAUAAUUUUGUAUGUAGCUGGUUUGACGCAGUCUUUUGUACUUCCCCAGCCGAAGUGAAUUGUUGGAGGCUGCUAUAAACCGCCUCGUGCGGCGCAGACUUCCAAAGGCCCUGGCUCUCCCGCCUUUACGCAGGUAGCUGGGAAUUCCAUCUGAAAACAGCAAGUCCCUUGAGUCGUGGGCGUCUAGCCCCCAAGCCAGGGACUGAAGGACAUUUGACUUUUAUUUUUGUAUUUAAUUGACAUGAAUGUAAAGGGGACAGCUCAGGGUUGUUUUGGAGCCUGUUGACUUUUUAAUCUCUGCCUGUGAUUUUCUUUUCUAAAUGAGAACUCCAUGUAGCAACCUGGACUAAGUCGAGAAGGAAAAACGCCAAAUGCUUUGGGUAUUAGAGUUUAAUAGGUAAGCUCUGUUCCAUUAGGUGUUAGAGUUCCAGAAUGUGUUUUUUUCUUUUUGUUUUUUCUUUAUUUUUGUUUGCUAAACCUUGAAUAAACAUGUGCCUCAGCUUAGAUGUUUUGUCUUCUCCUUUCUGCACUUAAUACCUGACAAUUUGACUGAUCCUUGCGCCUUUAUGAGGGCAGGACUAGCUCAUCGUAGAUUUGUGGUGUCAUAGUGCAAAUUGCAGUGACCAUAAAAAUGUCCUGACGUGUGAACGUUUUCAGGGAAUGCAGAAGGUGUUAAUUAAGAGACAAAACCUUUACUCCAUGUGCUUUGCUUCAUUAUGUAUAUAGCUCUUUGGCUCGUGAACCUAAUUGUAAACUUUCAGGUAUUUUUGUACAAAUAAGGGACUGAUGUUCUGGUUCUUGUAAUUAGAAAUAAACAUUAAUACAGUGUUCUUCA
Urocitellus parryii (Arctic ground squirrel) is the source of this 4870-nucleotide messenger RNA. It is a transcript of the gene Grb10, whose product is annotated as growth factor receptor bound protein 10. NCBI's taxonomy places the organism in Eukaryota, Metazoa, Chordata, Mammalia, Rodentia, Sciuridae. Gene Ontology annotation, molecular function: insulin receptor binding. Gene Ontology annotation, biological process: negative regulation of insulin receptor signaling pathway; negative regulation of Wnt signaling pathway; insulin receptor signaling pathway. The record is from RefSeq and is a predicted model, not a curated record.